Erinaceus europaeus (western European hedgehog) is the source of this 2590-nucleotide messenger RNA. Its product is annotated as zinc finger protein 14-like. Gene Ontology annotation, molecular function: RNA polymerase II cis-regulatory region sequence-specific DNA binding; DNA-binding transcription factor activity, RNA polymerase II-specific. Gene Ontology annotation, cellular component: nucleus. Gene Ontology annotation, biological process: regulation of transcription by RNA polymerase II. NCBI's taxonomy places the organism in Eukaryota, Metazoa, Chordata, Mammalia, Eulipotyphla, Erinaceidae. The coding region runs from base 740 to 2332 and encodes 530 amino acids. The record is from RefSeq and is a predicted model, not a curated record. The transcript has 4 exons.
CACUCAGGAGGGUAGCCGGCCUCAAACCCAGGUCCUGUGUCAUGGUGAUGUGUACACUUAACCAGAUGAGAAGAAUUGAAGAUAGAAGAAGACACACCAGACUUUGAGCUCUAAGUCCCCAGGGGCUAUAGGUUCAAUUCCAGUUACCUUCUACUUCACUCUCCCUAUCAAAUUCUCUUUUCCUAUGAAAACUUUACAUUAUAAAUAAGGAGAAAAUGUCCAAAACUGCUCCACCACUUGUGAAGGGUACCAUGCCACCUACCCACUCCAUACAUGUGAGAACUAGGAUAUAUAGAAUCUCGGUCCUUUUAUAUGGCAACGUGAUUACCCUAUCAUUGUACUCCCACACAGCCCUAAGGUUUUAUCAUUUACUAAUUACAAAACUAAAGAGGGGAAGAGUGAGACUAGGGAUAUCUCUCUGUCACAUGAGAUGUCAGGGAUUGUACUCAGGGCCUAGUGAAUGAGAGGCCAGUGUUCUAAUCAACAUACCAACUUCUAGAGCAUGAUUAAGAGGUAUUUGAUUCUUAAGUCACCAAAGACGUGUUUGCAGAUGAGAGAAAAUCAUUCACAGGCUUCCUAAAGUAGAGACUGAAUGGUUAAUCUGUUGCUCACAUUUUCUCACGUGAACACAUUGCACAUAUUUUAGGGUUCAGUGACCUAUGAAGAUGUAACUGUGAUAUUCACUCAAGAGGAGUGGGCACUAUUAGAUCCUUCAGAGAAGAAACUCUACAGAGAUGUGAUGUGUGAAAACUUGAGGAACUUUGUUUCAAUAGAAAAAAUACAAGAACAUUCCACCAAAGAGCAGCAUAACUUGCUUGGGAGUAAACAAAGUAAUACAGCAGUGAAAGUCUCUGAGGGCAAAAAAAGUCAGAAUGGUACAAAAUCUCAAGAAUGUGAAGUAUACAACAAAUCAUUCACUUAUUCUUUUCAUCUUCAACAACAUGAAAGAAUUCACAAUGGAGAGAAACCCUAUGAAUGUAAACUAUGUAGAAAAAUAUUCAGGCAGUCCAGUCAUCUUCAGACACAUGAAAGAAUUCACAGUGGAGAGAAACCCUAUGAAUGUAAACUAUGUAGUAAAACAUUCAGGCAAUCCCAUAAUCUUAAGAGACAUGAAAGAAUUCACAAUGGAGAGAAACCCUAUGAAUGUAAACUAUGUAGAAAAACAUUUAGGCAAUCCAGUCAUCUUCAGACACAUGAAAGAAUUCACAGUGGAGAGAAACCCUAUGAAUGUAAACUAUGUAGUAAAACAUUCAGUUGUUCCAGUAAUCUUCGGACACAUGAGAGAAUUCACAGUGGAGAGAAACCCUAUGAAUGUAAACUAUGUAGUAAAACAUUCUGGCAAUCCAGUUAUAUUUGUCAACAUGAAAGAAUUCACAGUGGAGAGAAACCCUAUGAAUGUAAACUAUGUGGUAAAACAUUCAGUUGUUCCAGUAAUCUUCGGACACAUGAAAGAAUUCACAGUGGAGAGAAACCCUAUGAAUGUAAACUAUGUAGUAAAACAUUCAGUUCUUCCAGUUAUCUUCGGAGACAUGAAAGAAUUCACAGUGGAGAAAAACCCUAUGAAUGUAAACUAUGUAGUAAAACAUUCAGUUGUUCCAGUAGUUUUCAGAAACAUCAAAGAAUUCACAGUGGAGAGAAACCAUAUGAAUGUAAACUGUGUAGUAAAACAUUCAGUUGUUCCAGUAGUCUUUUGGCACAUAGAAGAAUUCACAGUGGAGAGAAACCCUAUGAAUGUAAAUUAUGUAGUAAAACAUUCAGGCAAUCCAGUAGUCUUAAGCAACAUGAACGAACUCACAGUGGAGAGAAACCCUAUGAAUGUAAACUAUGUAGUAAAACAUUCAGUUGUUCCAGUAGUCUUUCGGCACAUAAAAGAAUUCACAGUGGAGAGAAACCCUAUGAAUGUAAACUAUGUAGUAAAACAUUCAGGCAAUCCAGUAAUCUUCGGACACAUGAAAGAAUUCACAGUGGAAAGAAACCCUAUGAAUGUAAACUAUGUAGUAAAACAUUCAGUUAUUCCGGUUAUCUUCGGACACAUGAAAGAAUUCACAGUGGAGAGAAACCCUAUGAAUGUAAACUAUGUAGUAAAACAUUCACGCAAUCCUGUAGUCUUCGGACACAUGAAAGAAUUCACAGUGGAGAGAAACCCUAUGAAUGUAAACUAUGUAGUAAAACAUUCAGUUCUUCCAGUUAUCUUCGGACACAUGAAAGAAUUCACAGUGGAGAGAAACCCUAUGAAUGUAAACAGUGUAGUAAAACAUUCAGUUUUUCCAGUCAUCUUCAGAGACAUGAAAGAAUUCACAGUGCAGAGACAGCUUAUGAAUGUAAACAAUGAAGUAAAGCAUUCAUGGAGUCUAGUUCUCUUCAGUUACAUGAUACAACUCACAGUGGAGAGAAAGAAACCUCAUGAAUGUAAACAAUGUAGUCCAAACAUUCAUUUAAGUCAAUGUUCUUUGGAGACAUGAAAGAUCUCACAGUGGAAGGAAACCCUGUGAAAGUAAACAGCAAAACAUUGAUUCAAGCCUGUCAUAUUUGUCAAUAUGAAAUAACAGAGUGGGGAGAAAUUUGAUAAAUGUAAGCAGUGUUGAAAACA